ACGACGGAAAGCGUAAUAUCCUGUGCUUGAUUCGUUGGGUUCCUGUGCAGACGCGGGCUGAGAAUGUUGCACGCAUACGUCUUAGUGGCAUUGCUGAUCUGCCACCAGGCGUCAUCUCAGCCCUUAGAUAAAAUUGAAAACCUUUUUAAAUGGGUGCGUGAUCUGGGCGGAGAGAUCCACCUGGAAGUGAAAAACAACAGGCAUGGUGUGCGUGGAGCGUUUGCAACGAAGUCGUUCGCCGAGAACGACGUCAUUGCUGCCAUUCCAUCUGCUACCAUCAUGAACACGGGUUCAUUCAAUGAGAGUUUCGCAGUGCCGACUCUCACGGUGCUGCGCGAGCUGAAGGACCCGCACAGUCGUUUCAAGCCAUAUGUUGACAUGUGGCCCAAGCCCGAUGAGCUCGUUAACUCCUGCAACAUGGACCUCAAGUAUGCGCCCAUGUGGAAGAGCGCUUACUGGGAGAAGAACAUGCGCGACUGGGAUCUGCACCUGCGCGCCUUGCUGGCCGGAGAGCUGGAUGCCGAUCUGGAGUACACCAUCAAGGAGAUGGUGGGCAACGCUGAGGUUACCCUGGAUGACCUCAAGUACGCGUGCGCCAUUUCCUCCACGCGGUACGUGUCGUCGCUGCGGCGGCGGCGGCUGCUGAUGGCGCCCAUCUUUGACCUGGCCAACCACUGGCGCAAUUGCUCGUCCUCUCUGAGCGCGUACGAAACCGGAGACUUCCUGUACUUCAUGGCUGGGGAGAACAUCAAUGCUGGUGAUGAGGUGUGCUACAGCUACGGCUCUCUGCGGGAUGACUACGCAGUGGCCCACUACGGCUUCCUGCCGGACCUGGAGGACCCGCCGCGUCUGGCCCUGGUCGACACUCCGGACUACAACCCCAACAAGCCGUACAGCCACGAUGAACCGCCCUCGGAGGAGCCCUUCGAUGGUACCCCUGCUGAGCUACGUGCGGAGAUGGAGCGCCUCCAGCUCAUCUACAACGAGAUCAAGGCCACGCCGGACGUGCUUCCGCCCACACCUAAGGGCCAGGACUACGUGUACGACCUGUUGAAGGCGCUGGAGGAGCGCCGACUGAAUGCGCUGGCCUAUGAGAUUCGGCGCAUUGCGGGACUGCUCAACGUUAAGGCUGAGCUGUGACGCGGUUGAGCUGCUGUACUGCUACUUCAGGUGUGUGGAAUAGUGCACUAAGCGGCUAUGUGCUGAUUCCGUAGUAAUCUGGACACAGGGCGUCCUUGCGGAUUCAUUUUUUAGUGCGUCAUGUUGUAACCGUAUGUGGCCUCGAUGGCUCGGGGGGAAGAGAGCGGAUGGGGAGGUGGCGGUGGGAGCCGCGAGUGCAGGCUCUGGGUAACUUGGUGUUUUGCGUAGUGGCUCCUGGGGAGGUGCGGAGGCAGCCUACCUGCGUCCAGGAGCCCAGAGCCCGCAAAUCAGCUCUGUGUUGAUCGGCAUUUUUUAAUGUAGGACAGAAACUGAUUGCUGUUGUGAAUGCGAGCUGACAGGACUUGAAGAGUAAUUAGCAAACACGGAAGAGGGUACGGGGGCACGGUGUGGCCUUCUGGGGUUGCAUCUGUGUGUGCCUUGGGGGGGGCCGUAUUACUCACCUAACACUUAAAGCCUUGUUGCCACCAAUGUAAGGUGGGGGGGUUGGUGGUCUCAAAGGGGCCUUGCUGUGAGGCUUCGAGGCAUCAAAACGUUUGGCGAGCAAAUAAAUAGACUUAGUGAGGGCGGAUGUCAGGUGCCGUUAUUGUGCCGUCAUUGUUGUAGCGUGCAGUACAAUACAUUCUAAUGACGGAUAACGUUCACAUCGUUGUCUUUGGAAGCUGUCGCAGGCGCCGAAAGCGCGAUGGCCAAGUGCCAGAGCCAGUCCCUUUUGGAAGACGUGUGAUCUGAGGACGGCUGGAGUGCCUUUGGCCGCUCUACUCAAUUGGCCGCUGCUUGACAGAGAGACACACACAAACACACACAGAGACACACACACGCAUACACACACACGCAUACACACACCUUGUAUUUAUCUGCGAUGCCUUCGCACAUGCGCACGUCCAACCAUUUCGGCUGUGCUAGCUGCUCCGCGAGAAAACGACCGCCAUCCCGACGUGGCCAUUGAAUUAAAGGGAAUUCUCGAACCUCGUGAACCGCUACUGCAUGUGUAUUGUCGCACACGUUGCUGCGGUUGCCGCCGACACUUUGGCAGUUGAAAAGGGAGUUACGCUCUCCGGUUGCGGUUGCGCGCGCCUGUGUCGCUUCAUGGUUGGUCUAGUCGAGUGGGUGGAUGCUAGUUUCGGCAUACACACAUCCUUUCUUAGCUAGCGUAGCACUACCUGGCCGCAUGACGGCCAUCACCACCACGGCGGCGGAAAGGGGAAGGGGGCCCUCACUGCUGGGAGCUGCUGCGUGUAUGAUGAACUGUGAAGAUGCGACGCGCGACGGAGAACUUGUACGGAAGCUCGGGUGUUGUAUCCUGAACGGGGCCGGCGGCCGC
Messenger RNA from Volvox carteri f. nagariensis, 2482 nucleotides. RefSeq lists its product as uncharacterized. Bases 64 to 1140 code for a protein of 358 amino acids. The transcript is spliced from 9 exons. Gene Ontology annotation, molecular function: protein binding; protein-lysine N-methyltransferase activity. Gene Ontology annotation, biological process: peptidyl-lysine monomethylation. The record is from RefSeq and is a predicted model, not a curated record. Lineage: Eukaryota; Viridiplantae; Chlorophyta; Chlorophyceae; Chlamydomonadales; Volvocaceae.